UUUGCCUAUUUUACUUUCUUGGAAAACGGCUGUAAGUUUGGAGACCUCGGAGAAGUUACUACAGGCGAGGAUACGGAGAGCGUUGGUGAUAAUUUUCAAGCAAUAAUACUAAAUCUCAAACAAACACGGAGUUACGCAUCGGUUGUAUGUAUUUAGGCCUUACAUUUUGAAUAUUUUGUUAGAAUACCGUAAAAUUGGAGAGCUAAUAAAGAAAAUAGUGCCAGAACGUAAGUGACCGGUUUUUUCAGAUAUAAAGCUGUUCAGAAACUUCGUUUUUUGCAAGCCAUAAUAAAGAAGCUCCUUUGUCAGCUGUGUUUUCUUCAAAUUAACUGUAUUGUCAGAGGUAUUCCGCGAAUAAUUACUGUAUUGCAAGAGAUCUUUUGAUCGGAAUUCCGAAAUAUUAUGUUUGGAAAGUGUCUUAAAGGGCAUAUGUCGCAUUAGCAAUUGGCUAAUAAAACAAAAGCGUUUGGAGUGGAAUUUCAUUGUUUCGUGACCUUUCAUUUCUUCUUAAUUAAUUUUAAGUGUCGUAAAAAUUGACCCUCGAUUCCAUGCUUUGUACUAAACAAAAGAUAUAAUUGUAUUGCAAUAGCCAAUCAUGUUCACGACACUUGCCCUUUAAGGUUUUUUAAAAGCUAGAAAUACGACAGGGUAGAACUAUUGCCGAGCUAACAAUAGUUCACUGGUCGUCUUUGGGAAAGGCGCCUCGCUUAUGAAACUGUCAAUGGAGCUUGCCGGGUUUUCUUUCGUAGUAAACUGUCCGUUAUUUUCUUACUCUUUCUGAAAUCAGUAGCGAUUUUGCAAGGCCUUUUUGCCUAAUUUUUAUUGUUGCAGGGAGGCUUUCCAGUUUUAAAAUAGAAAUUGCUGAUAUCCGUUAGUUUUUACUGUAAUCACAAAGUGCUUGUUUGGCAGCUGCUUAUCAAACCAAUCAACAAGAAAUUUAGUUGUUAAUAUGUGUGCGCUUCGAGUUUUGUUUAAACACAUGCACAAAAUUCAGAUGUUUUCUUGAGAAAUUGUACAUAAAGCAAAUUGUUGUGUGAUGCUAGGGAUGUGGUAAGCACCUGCUAGCCAACACAUUACCGCAAGUUGGUUUUAGAGGAGAAGAAACUCAAUGAAACUAAAAGCAAUCAAAUCUAAGGCAUUAGACUGCUUUCUAAUUUUCCCUUCACAGCUUCAUAAAAUAAAUCAGUAAGUACGUUAAAAUACUUUGUGAUUAAGGAAGUCGUAGCAGUGAUUCUGAGCAUUGUAUCUAAUUUUUAUGUUUAGCGUCUUGUGACUUUAAAUUGUACUUACGGAUUGCUGAAACUACUUUGUCAAAGCCUGAGAAGAUGACAGAUUGGUGAUUAUUCAAAUUUAAUUUUCAAUUAUGGCGUUCUGUCCCCCACAACAACCAAGUCACAGACAUUGGUUUUGUACAGUGCCAUCUGUGCUAUUUCUUCCUCUUUAGCGAAUCCACUAAGUGUUAAAAUGGGAUGGAUGUUCGAAGGGCAAGCCACAGUUUCGACUGGGCACUAGGUAAUGAUAUCAGAUUGGAACUUCAAUCUUUGUAUUGUACAAGUUUGCUCUUCAUGCAUGUAGUUUAGAUCAAUUAACGCUGGUACCUAGUUGUAAGAAAGAGUUUAAGUUGUGAGUCUGGAGGGAUUCUCGAAUCAAACUAAGUUUCAUUAAUUUCCAUUAUUUGUUAUAAUUUCCUAUAAACAUCUUGAUAUUUUAUCAUAGGUGGAAAAAUGUCAAAUUAUGCUAACAGAUUAUCUUUGAAAGAGGAAAUAUUCUAUGUUAGGAGUAGAUUAUCAACAUGAUCAGGCUAAUAAUAGUUAUCAACACCGUAUUGCUGGAAGUAAGGGAAGGCAGGGGUGGAUCCAGGAUUUUUGGUGACUGGGAUUGGGACCACGCCCUUCUUGUUUAUGGGACACGCCCACUAGAUGGGCAAAUGCUACAACCAUGUGUGUUUGUAGUCGCUUCGUAUUCGUAUUCCUUCGAAUUUCUCUUUUCUAUUUCCAAGGACGCCGGAGAAGGGGUGUGGGAGGUCAACCGCCCCUUUUGUCCUUUGAUAGAAGAGGCAAGGGGGUCAGACUGUCCUUUUUCAUAAAUUACCCUUGAAAGAGGCCAAUUGUAAUAAUCAGAGAGAUUCAUAUGAAAUUCUGAACUUCUCAAAACUUGUGAAAUAAUUCCUUAUGCCGAAAGUUAGCCAAUGUUCAAGAUACCUACAGAAGAUCGAAAUCAAAUUGCAGUUACGUAGCAAUUUGUAGAAGCUGAGAAUUAUCUUUCAAAUGCCCUUUUACUCAAGCCUGCCCCCCCCCCUUGCCGCUUGGUCGUUCCGCCGUCCCUGUCUAUUUCCUAGUAGGUCCUUGCCUUUGAAGAUACAUUACAAGGGACACAGGUUGUACUCAUAUUCUAUUGGUUAAAAGGCCAUUUUCAAAUCUGACUAUAGCUUCACUAUAGCUCGCGCCAAAAAUUGUAGCACGGAUUUCAUUGUCUUACGUGCCUUUUCCAGAGCAAAUUCCCAGACCAACUAUAGCUCGGAAUAUCCACUAUAGCUCAAUUAUGGAUGGUUACUGUCAACAAAGAACGGAACUUCUGAUUCGUCUAAGUUUUACUAUUAGACAAUUCUGCGCUCAGUGUUUUACAAACGUUGAUAGGUAGCAGAGAAAGAUUAAACACUUGGAAAAUCAAACACGGAGAUUCUGACUAUAGCUCGAGCUACAGUUGCUAUAGUCUGGAUCCGUUCCUGGAAAGUGCCUGAAAGAAGUGACCAGAAACCUAUAGUACAAGGAGCGACAAAAAUGUUUAAUACAAGGAACAUAAAAAAUUUACUUAGUUUUGAAAAACCUUAAGAUAUUAUCGUGGUUUUACAGUAGUAUUUGUUAAAUCAAAAAUUUAAUCGUUUUAAAAUAUGGUUAGGCCAAAAGUAGAAAAGAAAUUGGCUUGAUUCAAAUCAAAUUUGGAAUCGAAAAAUGUUUACAAACGCGGAUUCAAAUUAUCAAUUCUUGCAAAUUUAGAAAGGUUUUAGCUAAUGCUAUAUUUUUUCGUUGGUUUUUGUACUUUUAAAGUACGUUCUUGCGUACUUCUUGUGCUGUUGUCGCUGCAAAGGCGCUAUGAACUAAAUGAUCACGGAACAGCCACAGGUUGCUCGAUUCAGUUUAUACAUGCAACUUGAAAACUGUGCAUCCGGUUCACUUCUGUGAGCUAUGUUCAAUUUUAUUGAAAGUUUUGCCUGAAUAAUUAAUAAUCUGAUUUCAGAUGAAAGUCUGGGAGUGAAGCGAAGGGCAGCUGCAUUUGUUUUAAUUGCCUAUUGCACAUUGUCUGGUUUUUGUUCGUUUGAGUCGUAAAACUGCAAUGCGUUUUUCACCGUCGAAACCUGCAUAAAUCCGGAAAAAUACCACACAAAAAAGAAACGAAGUGUUUGCCUUGCGACUAGCGAUGCUUCUGCCCGAUUUCAAGGAAGUCGAUGCCCCAAUAAAGACAAUCAAUUCAAGCCUACAGUUGGUAGAGAAGCUAGAAGAAAUGCAAAUUCACAGUAAAGAGGAAUUUCCAGAUGUAAUUGCGUUAAAUGUUGGAGGUAUCAUUUUCACGACGACUAAGGGAACUUUGCUAGGAGAUCCAAACUCGAUGUUGGCAGCGCUAUUUAGUGGGCGUUACAAGGUGCCACGUGACCCUGAUGGAAGAUUUUUCAUUGAUAGAGAUGGCAGUCACUUUGAAUACAUUCUUGCGUACUUACGAGGAGAGCGAAAUCUCCCUCCAGCCCAUGUUGCAUUAAAGGUGCUAGAAGACGCGGAAUACUUUCAGAUAGAAGGCCUAAUCGAUGCUUUACAGAUCUAUCCAAAUGUGUUCAGAGCAAAGCUUUUGAAUACAAGAAACGAGCGCUUCCAAACUGACAGGUGGAAGCGAGAGCUUGUACGAAACUGUCAAAAUGCCUGUUUACAGAGUUUGUCUACUACGUCAAAGAUCCUCUUUGUAGGCGAACACGAUCUAGAAAUAUUGCACGAUGAACCAUCAUGCGUUGGAAACCAGCACUCAUUGGUAGUGACAAAACACCUUAGCUGUGGACCCAAGUAUUAUCACGAGGAUUUUGAAUAUCUAAUGGACCGGUUGCGGAAUCCGCAUUGCAUUAUAGAAGGGUUAGGACAAACUGAUAUGGAAGCAUUUGUUUCACACUUGAAGAGCCAGUUAACUGAUGAAGGAUAUAACUAUUUUUUAAUGGAAGAGUCAGCCUGCUGCAGAAACAGUUGCGACCUUAAUUUGAAGUACUAUUUCCUGGAGAUAAAUUGGAAAUGAAAGAGCCUGAGAUCCAGAUAUAUCGAAUAUACGAAUGGUUCCCCGUUUACCAUUACUCAGUGGGUAUACCCGCGAGAAUAUGAACGGGGUCUUUAUACUGAGAACCUCUGAUUCCAAAUACUGGCAUCAUUAAAGCUUUACAUUAGUGUAUAUAUACAAAUGUCAUGUUUCCAAAAAUUCUCAUAAUAGUAUCCUCGAGGUCCUUUGAUAUCCCCAACUUUAAUCUUAGAUGUGUUAUACCAACUGAUCGAUAGAUAUAAACCUUCGAAAAUUUGCGUAGAACCACAUAGGCCCUAAGACUUAACUUUUUUAUGCGUUGUAAAUUUGUGUUUAAAUAGAAGCUGUUGUUUUCUUACUUUGUGAUAUAUGCCAAAAGAUACACGGCAUUACACCCGAAUGUCUUACGUUAACAUAACAUCACCAAGCUAUCCAGCAUAUCAACAUAGAGAUUAUUUAAUGCAGAGGACAUGGAAUGAAAUUUGCUGGGAAUUAUUGCGUUCAUGCAACACGCGGCCAAAACAUAUUCACUACCUAUGUUCAUACAAUACCUCUUGGCACUGGAUAUAAAUCCAGCAAACAUAAGGUCACAAUGUCUUACUUACAAAAGCAAAGCGCACAUGUAAGCUGCAGAUGGGCCUAUGGUCACUUUGUAUCAAAGUACACAUUCUCGACAAUGUAUAUGACAUUUCAGUGCCUAAUUUUACUCAUUGUUUCAUGCAAGCCUAAAAGGUUAGUAAAACAGUCUAGUUGAAAUUGAAGUAGCUUGAUAGUCCAUCAUUAAGGGCUUUCCAUUAUUUGGAGAUUUCCCUUGGUGAUAGGUGAAUAAAUGUUAAUGUUAGAAUAAUAAAUAUUAGAUUAAAGAUGAAUGUUUUUUAUAAAAGUUGUACAAAGCAUAUCAAAAUUGAAGUAUGUAUCUUACUUUAGUUAUAUGAUCAUUCUAUCGAUAAAAAUGUUUUCUUUGGUAAAAAAAUUUGCUAUGGUAGUUGCAUUUUUAUAUGAUAGUAGCAUUUAUGUUUAAAGAUCCGUUUUUGCAAAACUUCGACCCAUUAUGCAGCAAUUGCAAACUCGAAAGCGCCAUUGUUUAAUGGUCGAAGCCCCUUACAUAAAGAGCCAUACCUGACUAAGAGGGCUGUUUGAAUAUGGGCCAUUAAGACCUCGCAAACUUUCCAGCCUGUUGUCAGAAACUGUUGUAUCCUUUAAUAGAGAAAGAUCUCACUCGCAGAGGCAUUAGCUAUGAAGGCUUAUUACCCGAGGAAUUAUUACAGGGGGUCAUUGAAUCAAAUAGGGGGAUGGUAAAAAUUAAUGAAAGUUUUCAUGCAAAUGGCUUGUUUUGAAAGUUUUUCAUUCUUUCAAUAUAACUGCCAGAAUUUAUUAACCCUGGCUAAAAUGUGGCAAAAUACGCUUCGUUUAAUUAGCUUUUUCUUAAACCCAAAUAGAGUUUCAUUAAUAUGUUACCGUGAAGCUCUAUAUAGGCUGGGGGCUUAUGAACGAUUAUUCCCUCCAGGAUGGGGGCUAAUUUGAAGCGUGAGGGUGGGUGGAGGGUUUAAAGCAAUGUUGUCUAAACAUGACGAUAGUGUUUCAAGACGAUUUUCAAAUUUGGUUCGUAGAAGCAAUUGAAGUAACAUUGGGGUUGCAGAAUACUUGAAAUCAAUUUUAUUCACAGGAGGAUUAAACAACAACGGCUAAAAAUUCAUUCGAAAGGCAAAUUAUCAGGUCCAAUUUGAAGUUACCGAGAAUUGCAUCAUUUUUCGUGUUUCGUACCUUCUCAAGAGAUUGCUAUUUAAUUCCAACAAUGAACUGCAUGCCAAAGAGGGUCCCGAGAGGUCUGGAAGAUUCUGUUUCAGAUGGCCUAUUUCGUAAACUCAAUUUAGGGCUAGAGUUCAAUUUAACUUAGUCUUAUGCUUGCGGAUCAAAUUUUGAAGGCAAUAGAAGUGCAACAGGAACAGUAGUGACUGACCAAGACAUAAAAAUCCAUUCAACGUCAGAAUUGGUAUAGGUAUGUCUCACUUGACAUAUUUGAAGCCCUAAACUUUUUGUAGAAGUAGCUUUGUGUACAUGCUUCGAGAGUUGGCGCUUCCAAAAGUUCAGCGGUUCAACCCUUUUGGGGAAUUUGUAAACGAUUCAUCGAAAAAAAUUCUCCUUGGUAUUCAGGGUAGCGUUGCAUACAGAAAUGCGACCUUCAUAAAAGACUUCAAGAAAUGUUGGUCAAUAUACUCCAUUUCAGUAUCACUUUAGCCAAAAUAAAAUCAUUUAGAAAGGAUUUUUUGGUAUAGCAUAAUCAAUAUAUUGCUGUCUGAAUAAAUAGGCUUUGAAAGGUUUCGGGAAAAUUAGAGAAAUGGGGAUACAGGGCACAGAGAGGAUGUAACUAUCUAAUAUAAAACACACGUUAUCAGUGUUCUUUCAAAAGUAAUAUGAUCACAGCCAUGCCAUUCAAUGCCAAAAUAGAAGCAUGCAAAAGUAUACUGUACAUUCGAACACUGUAAUCGUCAGGACAUACAUACAAGCACCUGUUAGAAUAUGAACAUCCAUAACAACGACAGACUUUAGUAAAACACAAUUUAAUAGAAACCGCCAUAUCAUGAACAAACUUAAUGAAGGACACCCCAAAUGGAAACUUCCACAAAAUGGAAACCUAUCACCAAGGGAAAUCUCCAAAUAAUGGAGAGCCCUUAUUGUGGUCAACCCUAAAAAUGGACAAUUCUUACAAUACACACCCUAUUAAUAGACACCCCCUAAUUAUGGACACUCCUAACAAUUUACGCCCCUUAAUGAUGGACACCCUUUAAUGAUGGACAUCCGUUGAAAUAUACACUUAUAAAUAAUGAAUCCCUCUUAAUAAUGAACAAAAAAAAUUGUCCUAUAAUUUCCAUCUUGAAACUGAAGUCUUUUAGAAACGAGCCCAGGCGACGAGCACCUCCUGAUAAAGAAGAGCAGCUCUGUGGCUGAAGUCCUGCUUGUGUCCUUAAAGAGUACGAGGGUAACAGACCCCAAAUGGUACUUUUAGCCCACAAGCAUCAUGCUGGAAAAACCUCCAAAGGAACACUUUAAGAAAGCGAUAUCCAUAUAUUGAAAAGCGUCGGAACGAUUCACCAGCAGUAAAUCAAUUUAUUUUGAUCUGGCAAAUUACAAAACAAUAGGAUUCAACAUAAUCAUCUACAUAACAAGACUUAUAGUUGCCGCAUCGUCUCACAUCGAAACAAAUAUAUGGACAAAAUCAGCAGCAAAAACAAUCUCUAAAUAAAUUUACAAAAAUCACAAAAAUAGUCAGUAUUUAUUGAUUAAAAAUCACAUAUUCUAGAUUGUAAUCAUUUACAAAAACGACCACAUUUACGGUUUUAAGUUUUCCAAUCGUAGCUGAAAGAACUAUGAUUAAAAUUCAAUUGAAUUAACUUUACAAGAGAGGCUAUAAAACCACAAUGGAAGGACAACAAAAAUUUGGCUUAACGGAGUUGCUUACUUCUUUAAAGAACUCUACCUUAGCAAACCUAGGGGUAUAGAGAUAAAAACACUAGAGGAGGAAAGCUUGAAAAUGAUCUUGCUGAUUGGUUGACAUACUUUCUCCCUUAGUAAAAAUUUAUCAUAUUUUAGCUGUAAUACAUCGCAGUUUUGAAUUAUGCAAGCGAUUCAUCUGCUGAUUUUUGAUACCUGGUUUCCAUGGUAUUGCAGUACAGGUUUCGGAAUAGUUUUAGGCUCUAAUGUAUGAAGUAAGAACUCAAUGGGAUAAAAAGUGCCAAAAAUUUGCAUCUUUACAGAAAUAACGUUGAUACACCUAUCGUGCUAAAUUUAAAU
Messenger RNA from Rhopilema esculentum, 8061 nucleotides. RefSeq lists its product as uncharacterized. The record is from RefSeq and is a predicted model, not a curated record. NCBI's taxonomy places the organism in Eukaryota, Metazoa, Cnidaria, Scyphozoa, Rhizostomeae, Rhizostomatidae. Gene Ontology annotation, biological process: protein homooligomerization. Gene Ontology annotation, molecular function: protein binding.